Molecule: messenger RNA, 1606 nt
Organism: Amphiprion ocellaris (clown anemonefish)
Lineage: Eukaryota; Metazoa; Chordata; Actinopteri; Pomacentridae
Gene: yjefn3
Product: YjeF N-terminal domain containing 3
Exons: 6
Coding region: 267-1016 (249 amino acids)
Cellular component (GO): mitochondrion
Molecular function (GO): NAD(P)HX epimerase activity
Source: RefSeq, a predicted model, not a curated record
GCCGGGGCCACAGUGGGAAAGAGGCAGAGAUACAGAGGCAAGAUUCACAGUGCAGUAAUUACCUACCAGCGUCUGAGCCAAUCAAGAGCUGCAGGGACAGAGACACAGAGGCAGGAAAGCCCAUUUAGAUUCCCAGCCUAUUCCCAGGCAAAAAGAGGUUAGACAGUGUGUUUAUUGAAUCAGAGUGAAAAGGAAGUGUUCCUUUUGGAGCGACACAUCUCAUCCUUUUCUUCUUAUAUUUGCCGAGUCGUGCUGGGUGAAAACAGAUGGACAAGAUGAACCACAGCUCAGCUGAGGCAGAGGCUGAAACCAUAGAACCACUGCGCUACCUCAGUAAAGGGGAGGCUGCAGCUAUCGAGACAGAACUCCUGAGAGACUACAGGUUCGGACAGCAGCAGCUGAUAGAGAUUUGGGGACAAGCAUGUGCCCUCGCCAUCACUAAGGCCUACCCUCUCAGCUCUCUAGGAAAGAAGCAGCCAACAGUGCUUGUGAUCUGUGGUCCGGAUCAGAAUGGAUCCAUUGGCCUGGUUUGCGCCCGACACCUGCGCAUGUUUGAAUACGAACCAACCAUCUACCACCCUAAACGCUCCCCUCACAGUCUACACCAGGAUUUCACAGUUCAGUGUGAGAAGAUGGACAUCCCCUUCCUCUCCUAUCUCCCUACAGAGGUACAACUCAUAAACGAUGCCUACAACCUAGUGAUUGAUGCGAUGCUCGGCCCAGAGGCAGACUGCGCCAACAUUAAGGAGCCCUACUCUGGUAUUCUGGUCACUUUGAAGCAAGUCAAAAUUCCCAUUGCCAGUGUGGAUGUGCCCUCAGGUUGGGAUGUAGAAGAACCGAGUCAGGAGGGGAUAAACCCAGAAGUUCUCAUUUCGCUUACAGCACCAAAGAAGUGCGCCAUGAGUUUCUCGGGGAAGCAUUUCUUGGCUGGACGUUUCCUGCCCUAUGACAUCCAGAAAAAAUAUGAGCUGAACCUCCCAGACUACCCUGGCACAGACUGUCUCAUAGAAUUGUAACACAUGGAAUCAUCAGAGCCAGUGUGGCCACGCCUCAUUUUGAAAAUGUAUGGUCGAUCUAUUCUCUUUUUUUUGUAUUUUAUAGAUUGUUAAUGUGACUUAAUGUUAACAUUUCAGUUGUGUAGAUCAGGAUACACUUUAACCAAAUGUGCUGUUGAGCUACAGUAAAAGGAUAAUAUUUAGAAUCUGUGGUUUGAGUCGUGUCUUUUAGGGAACGGCAUGAGGAGUUUUGUGUCAGUCUACUUGUACAAGCUGUAGCAUUACACUGUGUUCUGAUUACUUUGCAAAAGAAGCUUCUUUUUCCAGAGUCAGCAAAGAAGGAGGAAUUUUCUAUGACACCAGUCACUGGAGUCUUUUUUUUUUUUAAAUGUUCUGAUCCCCAUAAGCUCUUAUGUUUACCUUUCUACUGAAGUGUGCUGCUGAGAUGAGUUGGUGUAGGUCGGUGAUUAAAUUUAUAUGUUUACAUGUUUUUGCAUUGUUUUGUCAGCCUGCACUGCCAGAUGACUUUUGUUUCAGUCACCUCAUUUGCUUUUACAAAAAACCCAGAGAGUUUUUUGCUUGUUGUCCAAUUAAACAUCAAUUUCAAGGUA